AUGAGCGGACGUCUCCUAGCUGCUGGGCUUUCGCCCUUUACGCGACGCGCCCCAAUUCAAGCCGUACGACACUUUCAUCGAUUCCCCGCAGGCGGGCUUCAGCGAGCCGAUGCAGCUGUUCGGGCUACCCAACGCCGCAUGUGGUUUCCUGGUAAUGCCUUCCACAAUGCCGUUAUUGUGCGGAAUGCAUCUUUUGCCCGUUUUCUGCCCAAGCUGGUGGUCAAGUUUGCCAGAAUACCUGCCAUGUUUGGCGGUCUAGCUGUAGGAACGCUCGCUUGGAUUCAAUACCAGGCUAACCAGAUCACCAACAACGCUUGGGACAUGGUCACGAAAACGGCAGAAGGUGUUUCCGAAACUGCAUCUAGCUUCUUUGGAGGCGCAAAGGGCAUAGUGGAUCAAACUGUGCGUGGAUGGGAAAACACGAAAGAACAAAUCGAGACGCCCGAAUGGCUCCAAAAGGUCUUGCGUAUCCAUGAGGAUAUUGGGACCGGCGGAGGCGGGGAGGAGGGGCCUGGAGGGGAGCAGCCUAAGCAGAGCAGAGCGGGCGUGGCGGUCGUAGCGGGAGCUUCGGCUGCAGCCUAUGGCUACGAGCAGUCUUCGGAAGACGACCCGCGAGAGCCCGACGAGAUGGCCAACGAUGACCAAAUGAUGGUCCUGACCAAGAAGAUGAUUGAGAUCCGGAGCAUGCUCCAACAAGUUGGCCAGUCGAGCACUCUGACGCUCCCUUCGAUUGUCGUCAUUGGAUCUCAGUCAUCAGGAAAGAGCUCUGUUCUCGAGGCACUCGUGGGACACGAGUUCUUGCCUAAGGGAACCAACAUGGUUACUCGCCGGCCGAUAGAGUUGACCCUGGUCAACACUCCUGAGUCGGAUGCCGAGUAUGGCGAGUUUCCUGACUUGGGCCUCCGACGCAUCACCGACUUUUCGUCUGUUCAGAGGACACUGACUGAGCUCAACAUGGCCGUUCCGGAUACGCAAUGUGUAUCAGACGAUCCUAUCCACCUCACCAUCUACUCGCCCAACGUCCCGGAUCUGUCGUUGAUCGAUCUUCCCGGGUACAUCCAGGUGGUAGGACAAGGUCAGCCGCUUGAGCUGAAGCAGAAGAUCUCCGAGCUUUGCGACAAGUAUAUUCAACCUCCCAACGUCAUUCUGGCUAUUUCCGCCGCUGAUGUGGACCUGGCAAACUCAACCGCCCUGCGCGCCAGCCGUCGCGUGGAUCCAAGAGGCGAACGAACUAUUGGAGUCGUGACUAAAAUGGACUUGGUUGAUGCUCCUCGUGGUGCCGCCAUACUUAGCGACAAGCAAUACCCUCUUAGGCUUGGCUACGUUGGAGUUGUAUCCAAGGUCCCACAAGCAGGUGGACUGUUCAAGCGGUCUGGGAGCGUUAUGUCUGCCAUUGCAAAGAACGAGAAUACCUUCUUCUCGGCACAUCCGCUUGAGUUUGGCGAAGGAGCAGGGGUUAACGUAGGGACGAUCAACCUGCGCAAGAAACUUAUGACCGUUCUUGAACAAACAAUGUCUGCCAGCUUAGCUACCACUAGCGACGCCAUCAGACAAGAGCUCGAGGAGGCGACUUAUGAGUUCAAGGUUCAGUACAAUGACCGCCCCCUGUCUGCCGAAUCUUACUUGGCGGAAAGCCUCGAUGGGUUCAAACACUCUUUCAAACAGUUCACCGAGGAGUUUGGGCGCCCUCAAAUGCACCAGCUUCUCAAGCAAGAGCUGGACCAGAAGGUUCUCGACCUAUUGGCUGCGAGAUACUGGAACAAGCCCAUUCAAGACUUGUCUCCUGCCAGGCCAGAACCAGACAGCCUGGCGGACCUUCCCAAGGCCGACCCCAACUCUAUGUACUGGCACCGCCAGCUCGACGCCUCAACUUCUUCGUUGACGAAGCUUGGUGUUGGUAGACUGGCUACGACGGUCGUUGCUUCAGCUAUCCAGGCACACAUCGACACGUUGGUUAAGCACUCCACGUUCAGCAGUCACCCAUUCGCACGGGAAGCCAUCAACGAAGCCGCAUCAACGAUUCUGAACGAGAGAUUCUAUAGCACGAGCGAUCAGGUUGAGAACUGCAUUAAGCCUUACAAGUUCGAUAUCGACAUUGACGAGAGGGAAUGGACGCAAGGUCGCGAUCACUCAGCUGUAGUCCUGAAGAAGGAGCUCCAAGACUGCGAAGGUGCCCUUCGAGGCAUCGAAGAUACCGUUGGCGGCCGGAGGAAGUUGAGGGAAGUAAUGAACUUUGUUGACCGCGCUCGCAAGGGGGAGGUUGUCGUCGAGGGAGAAAGCCGAAGCGGUGCUGGAGGCUUCAGCGCCUCGCUUCUCAAGAGAGGACGCGAGGCUGUCUUUCUCCGAGACCGCGCCGACAUCAUCAAGAUGCGCCUGAUGGCGGUCAAGUCGAAGCAAUGCGCUAACCUUAAGAACAAGUACUACUGCCCCGAGGUCUUCCUUGAUGCUGCGGCCACAAAGCUUGCUUCGACGGCUGUGCUGUUUCUGAAUGUUGAGCUUCUUUCGGAGUUUUACUACAACUUCCCGCGUGAGCUUGACCUCCGCCUCGGAAGACAUCUCUCCGACGAAGAUAUUGAGAGGUUCGCCAAGGAAGAUCCCAAGAUUAGAAGACACCUGGAAGUCAUCCGCCGCAAAGAGCUACUCGAGUUAGUUCUCGAGAAGAUGGAGAGCCUGAGGCAACUCGAGGGCCGCGAACGGGAGCGAUUGAAGGGGGCCAACAGCAGAUCUGCCAAGGACGACAAGCAGCGUGGACGCUGGGGACUUUUUUAA
This is a messenger RNA of Colletotrichum higginsianum IMI 349063, 2769 nucleotides long. RefSeq names its product Dynamin family protein. Gene Ontology annotation, molecular function: microtubule binding; GTP binding; GTPase activity. NCBI's taxonomy places the organism in Eukaryota, Fungi, Ascomycota, Sordariomycetes, Glomerellales, Glomerellaceae. The record is from RefSeq and is a predicted model, not a curated record. Bases 1 to 2769 code for a protein of 922 amino acids. The transcript has 3 exons. Gene Ontology annotation, cellular component: membrane; microtubule; cytoplasm.